Messenger RNA from Colletotrichum costaricense, 432 nucleotides. RefSeq lists its product as uncharacterized. The transcript has a single exon. NCBI's taxonomy places the organism in Eukaryota, Fungi, Ascomycota, Sordariomycetes, Glomerellales, Glomerellaceae. The record is from RefSeq and is a predicted model, not a curated record. Bases 1 to 432 code for a protein of 143 amino acids.
AUGCACGCUCCAUUCUGCCGCCCUGUUCGCCAUAUCGAACUGUCGUGCGUGGAUGCCCAGCCUGCCACACUUGACCCAAUCACAAGAGCCCGGCGCCCCGUCGUCGGGUGGGACCCCCAGCCCGAACGUGGCACCCUGCUCCGUGUUACCAGCCGACCACACGUCUCAAAGCUUGCACAGCUCUGCACCCGUAGAUUCGGUCCCAGACCCCGCUCCUCAACGGUGCCAGUCCACCUUCUCCAAGCCGCAGGGAGCUACUAUGGAUCCAACCAUGGGAAUACCAGCCUGAUGCGGUAUCACACAACCGCCAUGUCAUCUCUCUGCCUCCAACAGAGCUUGCGCGGUAUUCGCGGUCUACACUACGGAGCACUUAUCCGAUCCUCCAGGGAUAGACAUGUCCCUUCUCCGAGGACUCCCGCGCCUUCCACGUAA